Molecule: messenger RNA, 1662 nt
Organism: Daucus carota subsp. sativus
Lineage: Eukaryota; Viridiplantae; Streptophyta; Magnoliopsida; Apiales; Apiaceae
Product: rubisco accumulation factor 1.1, chloroplastic
Exons: 1
Coding region: 100-1401 (433 amino acids)
Cellular component (GO): chloroplast
Source: RefSeq, a predicted model, not a curated record
UAUCUUAUUACACACACAGUCACAACAUAUUCUUCUUCUUGUUGUUGAUUAGAUAAGGCUCCCUUCCCUCUCUGAGACCUCCUCAUCUCCAUUACAAGAAUGCUUUCUUCCAACAUAACCACGCCCAGAUUCCUCUCCACUUCCUCCCCUCUCCUCCCCCCCUCCCUCCCCCACUUCCCCCUUCACAAACUCCAAUGCAUUCCCCGGCCAGUCAUCGACGCCACCAUCCCCUCCACCCCACCCGCCAGAACCCAAGUCUACCAGCCUUUCCGCCCCCCACCCUCCCCCAUUCCCCCCCAGUUCCGCUCCCUAGACGCCAACGGCCGGCUUGAGAUCCUCGCCAAUCGGCUCGGCCUGUGGUUUGAGUACGCCCCAUUAAUUCCUUCACUUACCCAAGAAGGAAUUGCGGCUCCGGCUAUUGAGGAGGUCACUGGGCUUACUGGGGUGGAGCAGAAUCAGCUGAUUGUGGGGUGUCAAGUGAGGGACUCGUUGGUUCAGUCCAAAUUGGAGGAUGAGGUUUUGGGGUUUUUUGAUCUGGGAGGGGCUCAGCUGCUGUAUGAGAUUAGGCUGUUGAGUGUGGCGCAGAGGGCAGAGGCGGCAAGGCUGAUUGCGAGGGAGAAGUUUGAUGUCAAGGGGGCGCAGGAGCUGGCGAGGGCGAUUAAGGAUUAUCCGAGGAGGAAGAAGGAGAAGGGGUGGGAGUGUUUUGAGUAUAGUAGUCCUAGGGAUAUGCUUGCGUUUAUGUAUUAUAGGUUGGCGCUAGAGCAUCAGGGUGUUGAGGCGAGGGAGGCGGGGUUGGAGAAGGCGUUGGAGAUGGCGGAGACUGAGAAGGCGAGGGAGAGGGUUUUGAGGGAUUUGAGGGGAAUGAGUGGGGAUGGGGGUGGGGAGGAGAGUGCGGUUAAGGCGGUUAAGGUGCCUGUGGUGAGGAUGAAGGUUGGGGAGGUUUCUGAGGCGACUAGUGUGGCGGUUUUGCCUGUUUGUAGGGCGGAGGAGAGGGAGAAGGAGGUGGUGGAUGCGCCUUGGGAAUGUGGGACAGCGGGGGAGUUUGGGGUGGUUGUCGCGGAGAAGGCUUGGAGUAGGUGGGUGGUGCUGCCUGGAUGGGAGCCUGUGGUGGGAUUGAAGAAAGGGGGAGUUGUGGUGGGGUUUUCGGAUGCAAGGGCUUUGCCUUGGAAGGUGAACAAGUGGUACAAGGAGGAAUCAAUCUUGGUUGUGGCCGAUAGGAAGGUGAAGGAAGUGACGAUGGAUGAUGGGUUUUAUCUGGUUUGUCGCGAUGACGGAUUGAAGGUGGAGAGAGGGUCUGCAUUGAAGGAGUCAGGUGUGGUAGAGAGUUUAGGAGCUGUAGUUUUGGUAGUCAGACCACCAAGAGAAGACACUGAAAAUCAGUUGGAAGAAGAUUGGGAAUGAGAAAGAUGGUAAAAAUGUAAUCUUUGAUCUAGUAUCAAGUUUUGGUAGCACGGGAGAAUCAAGAUUUUACAGUUUAAAGAUCAAGAACUAUGUUCUUUUGUUGCUGAGGUUAGCCACAAGAUUUGGCUCUCAAGCAGAGAGCUGCUCAGGAGGAGCUGUAUCUGUGUUGUAAUAUUGUCUUCUGAGUUUGUACCUAGAUAAAUGAUACAGUGAAAGUAUUCUUUGUAAUAUCAAUAACAAACAUCAUCUUUUUCUGAGGCA